Molecule: messenger RNA, 759 nt
Organism: Sporisorium graminicola
Lineage: Eukaryota; Fungi; Basidiomycota; Ustilaginomycetes; Ustilaginales; Ustilaginaceae
Exons: 1
Coding region: 1-759 (252 amino acids)
Source: RefSeq, a predicted model, not a curated record
AUGCUGCGCCUCUUCCAGCUGCUUCCUCUGCUGCUGCUCUUCCUGACGCGGGUCAGAUUCUCGGCGCCGCGCGCAGACAACUUCUGGGAAGCCCUGCACGGUCUGGCGGAGCGAGGCGAGGACAUCGACAUCUCUUCCUACUUCGCUACCACGCAUCAGCCGCCCGGAGCUGAAUCUGGCCUCUCAACAGCAGAGCAGCAUGCCUCAGCCAACCCAACCCCACCGGGCACAAACAUUCCACACACGAUGGCACACCCCGCGCUCACACCGCAAGAAAGGAUGCACAUCCUGGCGCCCAUCGGCGAGGCGUACAAGAUGCAAAACGGCAUCCGCACAAAAUCUACCCUGCACCCUUACGCCGGGGCUGGCGCCCAGCUCACGUGGAAUCUUGUCGACGAAGCGCUCGGAGCUACGAACUCGCUGCUCCGCGAGCACCCGAAUGGCGUCUAUGUUGUGCGGGCAAAGACCGUGCCGACGGAAGCGGAACUGGAAGCAAACCGCGUCGGGCGCAUGGGGCUCACGGGACGAAGACGCAACCACGUGUAUGUGUGGAAGCGCGUCCAGCCGCCUAACUCGCAGGGGAUGAUCUUGCACCUUGUGGGCGCGGUCAACACGGGCGUCUUUGCCGGAGAGAAGCUCGCUCAGCUCCCGGCCUACCGCAUCCCCAGGGCGUGGCAGCCGGUCGGCCCGGACGCGAUAUCCGUCGACUCUCCCCUCAUGCCCCACUACACCUCGCGGCAGGGAGAAGGACAGAGCUGA